Molecule: messenger RNA, 975 nt
Organism: Lingula anatina
Lineage: Eukaryota; Metazoa; Brachiopoda; Lingulata; Lingulida; Lingulidae
Source: RefSeq, a predicted model, not a curated record
AUGACAAAAUCUGGACAGACUUAUAUCAGAGCAGGAUCACAAACCACAUUGACAUGUCGGUGGACAUCACCAACUGGAGACGACCUUCUUAGAAUAAACUGGAGACAAGGCUCUACAGUGAUAGCAACAUCAGUGGUCACAUCUAGCUUUACACCACAGUAUCCUGACACAAGUGUAAAGGACCGUGUAACACUGGACACUCUAACCUCUACAAGUACCAAUACAUCAAUAACAUUAACAGGAUUACAGUGUCCAGGUGAUAUAGCAGAGUAUUCCUGUGAGGUGUUCACUACUGCACUACAAGACAGUUUUGGAUCUGCAAGUUUUAAUUUGAAUCUGUUCAGUCUCGUUGAAAAUAAUGUCACAAUCACAUCAUCGUCAAGUCAACUACAAGCAGAUCAGAAUGCCUCCCUGACUUGUACAGCCAGUAAUAUUGGGCGACCACCAGGCAUCAUGAAGUGGUACAAAGGCUCUCAAGAAAUCACCACUGGAUUUACUCAGCAGACAAGUAUCAAUAGUGAUGGUUGUACCUAUAAUGGAGUUAGUAGUCUCAGUAUUACACCGACAUACCAGGAUAAUGGGGUUAUGUAUACAUGUGUUGUUGAGCCAAACUCUACAGUGAUUGGAGACUCUUCAAAGCAAGGAACGUAUACACUGGAUGUACAAUACCCAGUGCGACAGGGGCCAAGGGUGACAUCAUCCACUGGUACAUUUACAGUUGAGCAGGGAACAACAUUUACUCUCAACUGUCAGGCAAGUGGUAAUCCAAUUCCAAGCUAUGUGUGGACCAGUCCAGAUAAUACCAACUCUACUGGCUCUCAGCUUAUACUGACACUGACUAAUACUGGAACCUUUUUGUAUACUUGCUUUGCCACCAACAGUUUGACGACAACACCGUUUUCAACAGGUGUCACAGUGACAGUACAAGACCUAAACAACCGUGAAAUGUUCCACAACUUGGUAUUCUGGGUAUGA